UCCGAUUUUCCGAGCGACGGGAUCAGCCGAAGCAGCGCGCGCGCCUCUCGGGCUCUGUGCUGUAGGACGCGCGCGCCUCCAUUUCCAAAAGCAACACGCGCGCAGAGACAACAAAACCUCUGGAUUGUGUGUGUGUGUGUGUUUUUAUUUUUAAAUAAUGUUGCCGAAGCUCCACGACCGAGGAAUCUAAAGAGCUCGAGCUUUGGUUGUUCCUCAGAUGGACGGAGACUGACGCGCGUCAUCUGGAUAAACAAGAAGGAAUAGAUCGUGCCAACAGAUUGCUUUUCUUCCUUUUUCUAUUAUUUUUUUUCUCCUAAUGUUUAUCACCGACCACUGGGUUUAAGCUUUGGGACAAAAAUCCCCCCUAACCCCCUUCCCUCUCUACAUUGUAUCAUCUGGUGCGCCUUGGUGAUUAAGACGCAUUUUGGAGAUGUCGGAAGUGCUGCCGUUCAACGAAGAAAAUAUGAGUCAUUAUGGAAACGAGGGCGACGAGGGACACCUUUCCUUCACCUGUCGCCUUCAAGACACCAACAACUUCUUCAGUGGAGCACAGAACAAACGUCCGCCCAAACUCGGGCAGAUAGGCAGGAGCAAACGGGUUGUGAUCGAGGAUGAGAACGGUGAUGACAAGGCGCUGAAAAAUGGAACAGAGAAGACUUCGACAGAGGCUUAGAGAGAGAGAGAACGUUGGAGCUCAACGUUCCCACCCCUUAACAGGAAAAAUGAAAAUGAGAGACACUCUUGAAAAUUUUUUAUGGUGACGAUAUUUACCAGAUUUAAUCCAAAGACACUGUAUAUAAGCACUUUCUCUCAUGUGGCAGCAAGCAGCACUUCCACACCCUCCUCUUCCAGCUGGAUGACACACACACACACACACACACACACACACACACACACACACACACACUGCUGGCAGGGAUGGCAGCAAAGGAGAGCCCCAGGUGGACCCCCCCACCCCAACCUGCUUCCCUCUCAACACACACACAUAAACACACACACACACCCUCGAUUACAGGGUUUCGCCAUAAAUCCAAUUGCAGGAGAAGCCACGGGGGGUGGAGGAGGAGGUGAAGGGUGGAGAUAAAUACAGAAAUCAGGGACAGGAAACAGAUCUAAUAUAAAAUCCUAAAGCACACACUUUCUCCUAUCUUCUCAAUCAAACCUGUACCGUUCUUUCAGCUCUUCGUUUUUGGGUGAGGGCGAACAGAGUCUGUAAAUAUGGAAAGGUUAGCCCAUGUUCUUUUUUGCACAAAGUGAGAACUGGUAAACUGGUUUGUUCCGUUUAUUUAUUGUUCAUUCUUGAGGAGAUGUCCUUUGCUGUGACUUAAAGGACUGAGGGAGCAUUUUCCUUUUUAAAAUGAUGUUUUUUGUAUGUUGAGCAAACUUUGAGCAAAUGGGGUGAUAUUAUUUUCCACUUUAACACUUCUUGAUGUUGCCUGAGUGAUUUUGUCAUACUUUGCAGCUGACAAGUAAUUUCUAAAACCAGUGUACUUCCCACUUGUUUGUAAAGCGUCCCAGGCUUUCAC
Nematolebias whitei (Rio pearlfish) is the source of this 1526-nucleotide messenger RNA. RefSeq names its product calcium/calmodulin dependent protein kinase II inhibitor 1 (gene camk2n1). The coding region runs from base 431 to 673 and encodes 80 amino acids. Gene Ontology annotation, molecular function: protein kinase binding; calcium-dependent protein kinase inhibitor activity. The record is from RefSeq and is a predicted model, not a curated record. NCBI's taxonomy places the organism in Eukaryota, Metazoa, Chordata, Actinopteri, Cyprinodontiformes, Rivulidae. The transcript has 2 exons. Gene Ontology annotation, biological process: negative regulation of protein kinase activity.